GUGGCUCCGAAAGCACUGCGCAAAACUAGCGAGAUAGAGUACGGUCACGUGUCUCUCUCCGACGCGCUGAUUGGCUCACCGGGACCGUGCAGUCUUCGCCGUUUGCCAAUAAGUUACGGCGAGACAAAGUAUAGAACACAUCAGCGACGGUCCGUAGGACCCGGCCGGGCUGGCUGGCACCCGACCAAAGGGUCCCAAACUUAGGCGGGACACCCCUCGUACCCUCCGCUGCACCCCCUCCUUCUUCCCCUCGCCCGACGAAAACAGCGGACUCCGAACGCCGAAACCGAACCCUGAGGUGCCUCCUCCACCCGCGGGCGCCGGAGCCGAAGAGGUCCCCGCCAGAACGUGCACGCGCCGUUCUUCGCCAAGGGCUAGGUCCUCCAGGGUCUCCCUCUUGCAGACCACCCAUGGUGCAGGCGGGACGACGCUGCUUCUAGUCGCCGAGGACAUCCGACAGGAUAUCGACUAGUCGGGGACAGAGGGGAAGCGAGACUACUCGAGGACUACUCGAGGACCAGCGAAGGUCGGCCGGGGUCGGACCAGCUCCGGGGCCAUGGCUCCCACGGCGCAGGAGAAGGUCUCGGUGGACGCCCGUGGCGUGCUCAUCAUGAUCGUCGCGCUGGCCGGCAUCGCUGCCCUAUGGGUGAACGAAUUCAUGCCGGCGGACGACGGCUUCGAUCCCAGCACCUACGUCUACCGGUCACCGCAGUCACCGCACAAAGGGCACUCCAGGGAAGCGACGAGGGAGCCCCCGAAACCGGUGCUGCUCUCUCUGGAGGACUGCGGCAAACUCGCACAAGACGCCGUACGGGAGUACGUCCAACGACACGCCGCCGAACCGAGGGACGAUUCCGCCGAAGACAGCGCUCCGACCGACGACGACGAGGCUUCGAAAGCCCGCGACUACGAAGAAGCGUCCAUGACCGAAGAGCACAGACACGGAGGCAGCAAGGCUGCAGCACGACACGCCGAAGCUGAGGACACGUCAGCCCAGUCGGAGGAGGAACACGAAGAAGCGCACGCACCGGAACUUGCCGACAGCGAAGAGGAGGCAAGCGAGGAAGGAGGGACGACCGGACACGAAGCGGAGGAAGAGAGUGAAGAGGAGGUAGGGGCCACUGAAGAGGAGGAGGAGGAAGAGGAGGCUGAUAGUGGGGAAGAGACGGAAGGUGAGCAUGCACCAGAGGAGGAGGAGGAGGAGGAGGAGGAGGAAGAGGAAGAAAACAGCGACGAGGCAGAUGCAGGACUAGAAGCCGAGGAGCCCGAGGGCUCCGAAGAGGAAGGAGGCUCGUCUGAGGGAGACAAGUCUCAAGAGCAGGAAGAGGAGGAAGAGGUCCGGGCUGGACCACGCUCCCGCAAACACAUCGCCGACGUGCUAGGCUUCAGGGACAUUGGCAGCGACGACGACAAGGAAGAAGAUGCCCUCAUCCAAGAGAUCCUGCAGGAGCUUAAGAAGCUCUCGGUGAAUGCCAUUCAGCCCAUGGAAAAGCUCUACAAGUUCAAGGACAUCAGCACCAGAGUGCUUGGAGAUGCAGAAAUCUUCAACAAGCCGAUGGCUCUUUUCUUGGGACCGUGGAGCGCCGGGAAAAGUAGCGUCAUCAACUACCUGCUCGGAACGGAGCAUACCAAGGCAGGCCUCAAGACAGGCCCCCAACCGACGGACAUAGACUUCACCAUCGUCCACUACGCCGACAAGCUGCAGCGGGCUAGCGGCACCGAGAUGGCCGCCCACUGGGCGUUUUCGAGCGUCAACAAGUUUGGACAGGGGUUCCUGGACCACUUCAGGGGUAUCGGGCUGCCACAUCCACUUCUGCAAAAGGCAAGUCGUUGUCGUGCACAACGUCCAAAUUUCGCUUGGUAAGCGGCGAUCCCCUCUUCCUCAUUCCAGGUCACCAUCGUGGACACACCCGGCAUACUCGACAAGCGCAAGGUAGAGAACUACCCGUUCAACGACGCCUUCCAGUGGUUCAUUGAUCGCGCCGACGCCAUCUAUGUCGUCUUCGAUCCCAGCAAGCUCGAGAUCGGCGAGGAGAUGGCCACACUCCUCGACCAGCUGAAAGGGCGCGAGGCGCAGACGCGGUUCCUCCUUAACAAGGCCGACUUUGUCCAGCCGCACGACAUUAUGCGCGUCACGGGCCAACUCCUGUGGAACGUGUCCCCGCUCCUGGGCAGCAGCGAGGCCCCUGUCAUCCACACCGUCUCUAUGACCUCGAGGCCCUACCACGCCGGAACUCCCGCAGAGUUCUUCCACGAGCAGGAGCUUGCGCUGCUCGACCACCUCCGCGAGAUCAUGGACGAGCGCGUCGAGAACACCAUCGCCUAUGCGCGCCGACAUGCGGUGCGCGUCCGCAACCACGCCAAGCUCGUCGACUGCUACCUCAGCACCUUCUACAAGCAGAAGGGCAUCUUCGGCAGCAAAAAGAAGGUUGCCGAGGCCAUCACCAAGGAGCCCAACAAGUACAACAUCUUCGAGGGCCUCAGCCGGCUCAACAACGUGAGCCGCUACGACCUGCCAGACCCUCAGGUCUACUAUAAGUUCUUCAAGCUCAAUCCAGUGUACGAGUUCAAGCCCCUGAUCGACACCUGCACCUACUUCAAGGGGUGCCCCCUGGACAAGCUCGACAUUGCCAUAGCUUACGACCUGCCACAGCUUCUGGGCAAGUACAACGACAAGACAAAGCUCAAGAAGGACCACGAGAAGUCGGCCACCGGUCAGGUUCCGGUGCCGAUGGGUGCCGAGGAGCGACGCAGCUGAGGAGAAACUGCCGCUUAUUGAUCUCGAGAACAAACGUCCCAACGAUGUCGGAAGUAUGGCGUCGUGGCCGCGGCUAGAAAGUUGAGCUCUUCUGGAGCUCCGACACUGUGACCGCUACUGGCUUUAAGUGGUCGUUCGCUGGGCAAAAAAAAAAAAAGCGUGCACGCAGCAUGAGCUACGUCCACAAGCUUCCGUCGCUGGAGCUGCAAAAAGGUUCAACUUUCUGGUGUGGCCAAUAACUGGGGGACGGACCUGACAGCGGGUUUUCUCUGAAGACUCGCUCUUUUGGCUGCCAGUGGUGGAUGAAAAGCCAGUUUUGUGGGAAUCCUUUUUUUUUUCAGGAAGGCACUGUUGUUUGGGUAGAGUAGAUGCACCUUCAUGGACUGCGAAUGAGCAGAUGCUCACCGAGAAAUUUAGGGUAGCUCCACAAAUGCUUCACUAAAUACCCAAGGUUGCCCGUAGUACAGACUGGUAUGGCCUCAACAGGAAACUAGAGGAAUUCCAUGAAUACCCAUAGUUCCAUUUGGUGCCAAGUCACCUCAUACAAAGGCAUGAAGUCGACUAUCCUCAGUGGAGGUUUCAAUGUUCUUGGUGAACAGUUCCUUGCAUGUAGACAGCACUCCAGUACUGCCCAGUAAAGAUGGUUCCCCAACAAUCAAUGACCACAAUGCCGGAUGACAAGCUAGUAUAAUUUGGCAGGUGAUGGUUUGAUGGCACGUUGAAAUUAACAAGGACAGGAGGUAACAUACCAGAUGGCAGAGUAAUGCUUCUUAAAAUUAAAAAAAAAUGAGAAUGAUGGGUCAGAUUUUUUUUUUCUUUUAUUCUCGUCAGAAAGUUGCCAAAUGAAAGACAUUCCCUGUUCACUAACAACCCAAUCUCAGCAAAACUUGGCAAUUACUUAGCAUCUACUUCUCAACUAACCAUACAGCUUAGUUCAGAAGUGUCACAACCAUGUCACAAAACAAACCUUGUGGCAAAGCAACUCUAUGAAAUAUUCAAGCCUGUGAUAAUAUGGCCGUGUUAAACGAGAUCUUCCAAUAUGAAAUAAAAGCUGAUGUGAAUAAAACUGCCAUAACAAU
Molecule: messenger RNA, 3837 nt
Organism: Ixodes scapularis (black-legged tick)
Lineage: Eukaryota; Metazoa; Arthropoda; Arachnida; Ixodida; Ixodidae
Product: cilia- and flagella-associated protein 251-like
Exons: 7
Coding region: 557-1864 (435 amino acids)
Source: RefSeq, a predicted model, not a curated record